This is a messenger RNA of Kockovaella imperatae, 2763 nucleotides long. RefSeq names its product putative Dolichyl-phosphate-mannose--protein mannosyltransferase 2. The record is from RefSeq and is a predicted model, not a curated record. The transcript has 12 exons. The coding region runs from base 1 to 2763 and encodes 920 amino acids. Gene Ontology annotation, molecular function: dolichyl-phosphate-mannose-protein mannosyltransferase activity. Gene Ontology annotation, cellular component: endoplasmic reticulum; membrane. Gene Ontology annotation, biological process: protein O-linked glycosylation via mannose. NCBI's taxonomy places the organism in Eukaryota, Fungi, Basidiomycota, Tremellomycetes, Tremellales, Cuniculitremaceae.
AUGAAAGAGUCUGACGCAGAUACGAAACUUCGAGAUCGGGAUCUCUAUCCGCCGCCCACCGUCGACGUCGCUUCAUUUGGAGGUCGAAGAAGGGUCGGGAAAGUGGAUCUAGGCUUAAAGAGAAGAGAAUGGGUCAUCUUGGCUAUAGUCUCCGUCCUAGGGGCAUUCAUUCGAUUGUGGAGGCUCUCUUAUCCUACGUCUGUUGUUUUUGACGAGGUCCACUUUGGUGGUUUCGCCAGCAAGUACAUCCGCCAACGGUUCUUCAUGGACGUCCAUCCACCUCUCGCCAAACUGCUAAUCACACUCGCUGCGUUUAUCGGGGGAUUCGAUGGCAACUUUGACUUCAAGGAUAUCGGCAAAGACUACCUCGGACCCAAAGUUCCCUAUGUCAUCAUGCGGUUCUUCCCUGCUGUCCUUGGUCUCGCCCUCAUCCCCAUCUCCUUCUUGACCCUUCUAGCGCUUCGACUCUCCCUCGCCACUGCCAUCCUAGGAUCCCUCCUCAUUACAUUUGAGAACGCACUGAUCGCUCAAUCUCGUUUGAUCCUUCUCGAUUCAUUCCUUGUCUUCUUUACAGCUCUGACCAUGUACUUUUGGGUCAGAUUUGCCAAUCUCGACGCGGAGGGAAGAGCUUUCACCCGGCCCUGGUGGAGAUACCUCACUCUGGUAGGAUUAGGACUUGGCGCGACGUUGAGUUGCAAAUGGGUAGGAUUGUUCACUAUCGCCACUGUUGGUUUGGGAACCCUCAGACAACUCUGGUUGCUUCUUGGGAACCUCAAGGUCACUCCGAGGAUGUUGUUCCGACACUUUGCCGCGAGAGCAAUGUGUCUGAUCGUGGUGCCAAUCAUUUUCUACAUGUUCAUGUUCCAGAUUCAUUUCUGGAUCUUGAACCAGUCGGGAGAAGGCGAUGGGUUCAUGAGCUCAGAGUUCCAGCAUACGCUCCAAGGGCACGGUAUGGAGGACACUUAUGCAGACGUCGGCUUUGGAUCCAUCGUGUCUAUUCGACACGUCCACACACAGGGUGGAUAUCUGCAUUCACACCCACAUGCGUACCCAGGCGGAUCUCAACAACAACAGAUCACGCUUUACCCUCACCGAGACGACAACAACCUUUGGCGAAUCACCAAUGGCUCCAGCGUAGACGACGCGCAGUAUGAUUGGGACACGUUGCCGUUUGAUUAUGUCCUUACCGGAUCGAAGAUCCGACUAGAACACACAUCGACCUUCAAGCGACUUCACAGUCACGAUGUCAGGCCGCCAGUCAGUGAUGUCGAGUUUCAGAAUGAAGUGUCAGGUUACGGGUACGAGGGGUUCGCCGGAGAUGCCAAUGACGAUUUCAUCGUUGAGAUUGCUCCAAAGACCCGAGGCAAGCGGGAUCGUCAAGCGAGACACCGCCUUCGCACCCUUCGAUCGGAAUUCCGCCUGCGACAUGCACUGUCCGGAUGCUAUCUCUUCUCUCACAAGGUCAAACUUCCAGAUUGGGGCUUUGAGCAGCAAGAGGUGACUUGCAACAAAAAUCCUACUUGGGAGAACUCAUUAUGGUACAUUGAGACCAACACUCACCCUCAAUUGGCAUUUGACGCUGAGAAAGUCAACUAUCAACGACCAAGCUUUUUCGAAAAGUUCUUUGAGCUACAAGCCGUCAUGUGGCGUACGAAUGCCGGAUUGACGGAUCGACACGCAUACGAUUCAAGACCUCAGCACUGGCCUUGGUUGAGGCGAGGCAUCAACUUCUGGGUUCACGAUCAUCGCCAAGUGUAUCUCGUUGGUAAUCCUGUUGUUUGGUGGACUUCUACACUCGCCAUCGCUCUCUAUGUUGGGGUGCGGGGUCUACUGAUCCUCCGGGCGAAGCGAGGCUACAGAGACCUCUAUGCUCCCAAAACCGCAUUCUACGACGAGACAUGCGCCUUCCUGCUCAUGUCUUGGGGUCUGCACUAUCUUCCCUUCUUCCUCAUGCAGCGACAGCUCUUCCUGCACCACUAUCUCCCCGCUCUCUACUUUGCCGUCUUGCUCCUCUGCACAGUCUUCGACUAUAUCACGUCUCGCCUACGACCUCGAACACGCGUGCAGAUCGCCGCUGUACUGCUCAUUCUCGUUAUUUGGUCUUACAACCACUUCAGCCCUCUUACAUACGCCAGACCGUGGACAAGGGGCAAGUGUGAAAGGGCUAAAUGGCUCAAAACUUGGGACUUUUCAUGCGCCGACUUCCAUGAGAAUAUGUCUCAGUACAAGCAUUCUGCUAUCGCUCAAACGAGCGCCAAAGUCGGUUCCAAUGAUGGUCUCGGUCAUGACUUUACGACCACCAUGGUGGAGGAGGCUCCUGAGCCCAUCAAAAACGUCUUCGAAGACCCCAACGCUCCACCCGAGGAAAAGACUAUCGCUCCGGUCGGACCGCAGAAUGAAGUUCCCAUGCAAGCAUCGACAUACAUCGCGCACCCUCCGGUUCAACCUGUAUCAGGGGAUGCUCCUAUCCCAGAAGAUCUACGUAACCCUGUAGGACUGGACGCCGGCGCACCCGAAGUCACAGACGCAGCGGAAGACCAAGGAGGAUGGCACGGUGGGGCUGAGGAUCCUGAAGGUCAUCCUAUUCCUCCCCCUGCUGGCGUGGCUGGAGGUGUCAGAGCUGAGAAAAUAUUGAAUGAUCAUGCUGAGCCGGCUAGAGCGCCUGUGGGAGCACAGGUCGCUGAGGUCCCGGAGCUCGAAUUAGAUCGGGAGGCUAUGCAGUUGGCGGAGGAGGCUUUGAGAGCUGAUGAAGAGGGGCAAUGA